UCUAAACAUCCCAGAAACAUUUCCUCCUCCUUCUCUCUUCAUUUCUCAACCCCAAAUCAUCAACCCAUCUUCAACCAUAACUAAUCACUUUCUCAUCCAAGAUUAAAUCAAGAUUAGCAUCAAAGCUCCAAGGAUUGUCAUCUAUCACAAGUUUGAUCUUCCUUAUCUCAUUAAAUCUUGUACUUUAAUCAUGGAUUCAUCUAUUUCUAUGUUUCCUAACAUGUAUAGCUAAAUAAAUUUGGGGCUAGCAAUUGGUUAAUUAAUUGUUCUUAUAAUGUUUUAAUUUGUAUUGAUUUUAAUUGUUAAGUUUGUUCUAUUUAGAUUGUUGUGUCUAGAAAAUUAAUUAUGUUGUGUUUAUGAUAUAUAUUAUGAGUACUCAAUCAUAAACAUAUUGUUUGUUAAAUACACAAAUGAACACUUUCUGAACACACCGUUAAACUUCUUUUACCUUGUCCCGGAUUGAAGUUUUACGGGAGAAUUUAAUUAUUUAAUUAUAUUAUUUACACCACGGGGUUGGGUAAAUAAUAUAGUUAAUAAUUAAGGUUGUCGUUGCACUUGAACAACUAGUCUCGUUUUGGCCAUCACUGGGAAAUGUUGAGUAGUUACUUAUUUUAGGUGACUUGUGUUGGGUCCUAAAAUAUUUAUCUACAACUUCUCACAAUCUAUCUAAGAAUAAAAUUAGCAAUUAUGUCUUACAAAUGAGCAUUGAACAAUUAGUUGCCAAUUUCUACCCCUACUUGCUAUUGGUUGAACUUUGUGUUGAUAAAAAUCUCCUCUCAAUCACUUUUAUUUAAUUACUUUUCCAAGCAAACAAAAAUCAAAAGAAACGCACUCCCAACUUUAAUCCUUAGUUUGUGCUUAAUUAUUUUAUUUCCCGCUUCUCUGUGGUUGGACACCCUACUUCCUUGGGUAAAAAAAAUAGUUGUGUGCCCAUUAUAUGCUACACACCAUGCAACAAAACAUGGGACAAUUUCAACAAACCAUGAUACAAUUUCAACAUGAGACAAGGUCAAGCAUUAACAAUUUGGAAACUCAAGUUAGUCAAAUUGCAAAUGCCGUGAACCGACUUGAAACGAAGGACUCGGGUAAACUCCCAUCUCAAACGGAGCAAAACUCGAGACAACAUGUGAAUGCCAUCAUGUUGAGUAGUGAGACAACAUGGAAGGAGGUAGAUCAAGAAAUUAAGGAGGUGGACCUUGAAGAAGAAGUUCAACCGGAGGAGGGGGUCACAACAGCCAAGCUCCUUCCACUGUCAUCAUAUGAACCAGUAGCCCCGUUUCCUGAGGCACUGAGAGAGACAAAGAGACCGGAGAAAGAUUCUGACAUCUAUGAGACUUUCGCCAAGUGUGAGGACAUCAUCUAUUGAAGAAAAGAAGAAGAAGAAAAGGAGAAGAAGAAGUAAGGAGCAUAGAAGACCCUUAAACCCAAGGAAAUGUUGUUCUGUAAACUCAUUUACAAUAUUGGUGGUCUUAGUUUCUUAUUUCUUACUAUCUUUGAACUUAUGAUCUUUUGAUGAACAUUGUAUAAACAUUUGGUUUUACUCGAGGUCGAGUAAAG
Messenger RNA from Cuscuta europaea, 1557 nucleotides. NCBI's taxonomy places the organism in Eukaryota, Viridiplantae, Streptophyta, Magnoliopsida, Solanales, Convolvulaceae. The record is from the annotation of a GenBank genome assembly.